GUACCUGCCAUUUUUCAUCACAAAUUGUUUUUUAAGUAAACAAAAACACUAUGAAAUGAUUAUCUUAUACUCGAUUUACUCACUCGAAAUAGCAAUAUUGAAAUGAUUCAAAUUUUUUUUGUUUUGACAAAUCAAGAAUUAUGUUCAGUGCAGUACUAGCCGCUUCGAGGCUGCAUGCCGCUACAGGGACGGUCGUCGGUGGCUCGGUCUAUCCCAAAAUUGCUCAACAAUGCCUUUCUCAAAGAGGCUCGUAUUCUCAAAUCGAAAAACCAAUGCAAAAAGUUCGAAAAUUUGGCGAUUGGCGAUCAUUUUUCAACUCGAGUCUACUUUUCAGGAGUGAAAAUGUCAAUGUCAAUGCUGUAAAAAAGAACCAUAAUCAAAGUGUCAGCUCUAAGCGAUGGAACAUUAUUCAAUUUUUUAGAAGUUAUUCAAAUGUUCCACUAGCUAAUCCUCUAAAAGUCAAUACUAAGGUUUUAAAUAAUGUUAUGUUAUAUCGAUUUGAGAAACCUAUCAUGUUUAAAGCUGCAGCUGCAUUUGGUAUUCUUACAUGUAUUGGAUGUUUAACAAUGGCUGAUACUAUUUAUUUAGUAUUAUGUAAAGAUCUUUUUAAUCCAGAAAAAGAUUUAUGGACAAGAUUGAAAGCUCAUGUAUUACCCCUUGCAGGAAUUUCAAUCGGAGUGAUAUGUGGACCUCUUAUAUUAAUAACUGUUUGGUUCAUAACUGUUAGAUCAGUUAAGUAUUUAAUACUGCAUAAAGGUGGUAAAAGCAUUACCCUUGUAGCUUAUCAUCCAAUCAAAAUGGAAAAAAAAUAUGCUCGCAAAUUGGAAGAAGUGAGCAGUGUGGCAGCUAGAAGUGACAAGAAAGGCUAUGUACCUUUAAAACUUAAAGGUGUAAGAUUUCAUUUCAUUCUUGACAAACAAGGCCAUUUUGUUAAUCCAGAACUGUUUGACUGUACCGCAGGCGUAAAAAGAUUCGAAUAAUAAAAAGUAUAAUGUAUAGUGUAAAUAAACGUUAGUGUAAAUAAAUGUUUGUAAAAUUUGUAAAAAGAAUAUUUCACUAAAAUUGAUUUAAUUUUUAAACAUGAAAAUUGAGU
Messenger RNA from Trichogramma pretiosum, 1093 nucleotides. RefSeq names its product transmembrane protein 223. Lineage: Eukaryota; Metazoa; Arthropoda; Insecta; Hymenoptera; Trichogrammatidae. Gene Ontology annotation, biological process: nervous system development. Gene Ontology annotation, cellular component: mitochondrion. The transcript is spliced from 4 exons. The record is from RefSeq and is a predicted model, not a curated record. Bases 141 to 980 code for a protein of 279 amino acids.